Rhipicephalus sanguineus (brown dog tick) is the source of this 821-nucleotide messenger RNA. RefSeq lists its product as uncharacterized. The record is from RefSeq and is a predicted model, not a curated record. Lineage: Eukaryota; Metazoa; Arthropoda; Arachnida; Ixodida; Ixodidae. Gene Ontology annotation, biological process: sodium ion transport. Gene Ontology annotation, molecular function: sodium channel activity. The transcript is spliced from 7 exons. The coding region runs from base 19 to 567 and encodes 182 amino acids. Gene Ontology annotation, cellular component: membrane.
AACGUGUUGUCGUUAAAGAUGCCGUACGAAACACAGUGCACUGACUACGAAGAAAUGACCAGACAAUUCAACUAUACAAAGGACGUCAUCCAACAAGAGGAAUGCAGUGAAAAGUGCCUGGCAGACCAGUGGAAGAACAAGUGCGACUGUUACCCCAAGCUCUACUCUAUGAAGCACGUUCUGAAGGGCAACCUAUGCGAAUACCUGGCUCACUUGAAGUGCAACGACUACAUGAAGACAAUGAACUGGCUACCUUUCUGCCAGAACCAAUGUACCAGGCCAUGCAGGGAGGUGCGUUACAAGUCCUACAGCUUCCAGACAGGGAGUCUGAAGAAUUACAUUCAAUAUGAGAACAAGGAAAUAGAAGUCACCGUCGUCCUUGGUACCACGAAGCGCCGGAUUGUGCAGACCCUUCCCCGAAUGCUUGGAUCGGACCUCAUUACAUACUUUUCUGGCCACGUCAGCAUGUGGCUGGGCGUUUCCCUGCUUCAGCUUGCUGACAUUCUCAGCAAAGUCUACAAGAAGUUCUGUUCGCUGAGAGAAUCUGCGGCCUCGAUGCCGUUUUAAAGGACAACACGGGAGAACUGUUGAGUGGGAACGAAGUUUGGGAGUGAAUGACAUCGUUUGUUCGCAUAUCUUGUUUCAAAAAAGUUGAAGAUUCACUUUAACUUUAUUAGUUCACAUAACACCUACUUGACAAAGCAAAGUAAAUGCCUGCAAGAAGCAGAAAUCUCGUUAAUAUAAUGCGUUAACAUAUCCCACCCUCUGUAACUACUGCUGCUUUCAAUAACAUGAUGAGGUCCACACAUAUGCCUGACCUA